AUGGAGGCGCCGCCCGCCGGCCGCGUCCCCGCCGACGGCUCCCCGUCGGCGGCCGUGGCCGAGGUGCGCUGCCCGGGCCCCGGGCCGCUGCGCCUGCUCGAGUGGAGGGUGGCGGCGGGCGCGGCCGUGCGCAUCGGCUCGGUGCUGGCCGUGUGCGAGGCCGCCGCCUCCGCGCAGCCCGCCGGGCCCGCUCCUGCCCGCGCCGAGCGCAGGCUGAGGUCGGAGCGCGCCGGAGUGGUGCGGGAGCUGUGCGCCCAGCCGGGCCAGGUGCUGGCCCCCGGGGCCGUGCUGGCGCGCCUGGAGGGAUGCAGCCACCCGGUGGUGAUGAAGGGCCUGUGCGCCGAGUGUGGCCAGGACCUGACCCAGCUGCAGAGCAAGAACGGGAAGCAGCAGGCCCCGCUGUCCACGGCCACUGUGUCCAUGGUGCACAGCGUCCCUGAGCUGAUGGUGAGCUGUGAGCAAGCCGAGCUCCUGGGGCGGGAGGACCAGCAGCGGCUGCACCGGGACCGGAAGCUGGUGCUCAUGGUGGACCUGGACCAGACCCUGAUCCACACCACGGAGCAGCACUGCCCACAGAUGUCCAACAGGGGCAUCUUCCACUUCCAGCUAGGCCGGGGUGAGCCUAUGCUGCACACCCGCCUGCGGCCGCACUGCAAGGGCUUCCUGGAACGGGUGGCCCGGCUGUACGAGCUGCAUGUCUUCACCUUCGGCAGCCGGCUGUACGCACACACCAUCGCAGGCUUUCUGGAUCCUGAGAAGAAGCUUUUCUCUCACCGGAUCUUAUCGAGGGACGAAUGUAUCGACCCGUUUUCUAAGACGGGGAACCUCAGGAACCUCUUUCCCUGCGGGGACUCCAUGGUGUGCAUCAUUGACGACCGGGAGGAUGUCUGGAAGUUCGCUCCCAACCUGAUCACCGUGAAGAAGUACGUGUACUUCCAGGGUGUCGGCGACAUCCAUGCGCCGCCCGGGCCGCGCGGGCCCCCUGCCAGGAGGAGAGUGAAUCAUCCCGCUAAGGCAGCCGACGCCACGGAGCCAGCCGCGUCCCCCAAGGGCCCCGAGGAAGGACGGCAGGCGGCUGCGGCCGAGCAGAGUAACGGCCUGGAGAAGCCCCCGCGGGACUGGCCUGCUCAGGCCGAGGAACGGGGCGCCCGGCCUGGCGUCCGGGCCCCAGUGGUCGACGGCCGGGGGCCACCGGGGUGCGCGCAGCAGCACGGGCGGACACUCGCAGAGGAGCGGCCGGCCCAGGCCGGGCAGGGCAGCGACCUGCACUUUGACUUGUCCAGCGACAGCGAGAGCGGCAGCGAGUCCGAGGGGCAGUCCUCCACCGCCUCCGACGCCGAGAGCGCGGAAAGGAGGGCCCGGAGGCGGCCCCACGCCGCCAGAGAGCCGGGCGGCGAGCGGCCAGGGGUGAAUCACUGCGGGGAGGACGGGCAGGACGAGCGGGACGGCCUCUGCGGGCUGGCGGGCGGCUGUGCUGACCGGAAGGAGGCGGAGACCGAGUCCCAGAACAGCGAGCAGUCGGGCGUGACGGGCGGCGAGUCCCUGGACCAGAGCGUGGAGGAGGAGGAGGAGGAGGAGGACGCGGACGCGGACGACCACCUGGUGCACCUGGAGGGCAUCCUGGCCCGCGUGCACGCGGCCUACUAUGCCCGCUACGACCGCCACCUCGGCGGGGACCUCCCGGAGGCCCCCGACAUCCGCAAGAUCGUGCCCGAGCUCAAGAGCAAGGUGCUGGCCGACGUGGCCAUCGUCUUCAGCGGGCUGCACCCCACCAGCUUCCCCGUGGAGAAGACGCGGGAGUAUUACCACGCCACGGCGCUGGGCGCGCGCAUCCUCACGCAGCUGGUGCUGGACCCUGACGCCCCCGACAGGCCCACCCACCUGGUGGCCGCCCGGGCCGGCACGGAGAAGGUGCGGCAGGCCCAGGAGAGCGGCCGGCUGCAUGUGGUCAGCCCUGACUGGCUGUGGAGCUGCCUGGAGCGCUGGGACAAGGUGGAGGAGCGGCUGUUCCCGCUCCGGGACGAUGGCGGCCGCCCACAAAGGGAGGACGGCCCGGCAGCCUUUCCCGACCGGCAGGGCGCUCUCCCGCCUGCCUUGUUCCACCCCACGCCCGUCCACCCCCGGGUCCCUCCUGGCCCUGACGUCAGGAUCUACGACGCCAACACGGGCAAGCUGAUCCGGAAGGGGGCCCCAGGCCCCGGGCCCCCCGGAGCCCUGCCCAGCCACGGGGAGCACUCCUCGUUCAGAGCCGUGCAGCCCCCGCAGCAGCAGCAGCAGCAGAUGUUCGCGGAGGAGCUGCCCGACGGCCGGGACGGGGAGCAGCCCGGGCCCUGCCGGCGGAAGCGCCAGCCCAGCCUGUCGGAGACCAUGCCGCUGUACACGCUGUGCCGCGAGGAGCUGGAGAGCAUGGACCGCGAGGUGGACGACAUCCUCGGGGAAGGCAGCGAUGACAGCGACAGCGAGAAGAAGCCACCCGAGGAGUCGCAGGAGGGGGGCCCGCAGCGCAGGGAGCCAGGCCACAGGCGCCCCGGGGGGGCCCCACUGCGCAGGAGCUCAGCCAGUGGGCGCGGCACUGGGGAAGGCCGCGCGCCCAGAGGCCACAAGAGGAAGCUGAGCGAGGAGGACGCCGCCAGCGCGUCCAGCGGGGAGUCCAGCUGCGGGGACGAGGAGGGCAGCAGCUCGGAGGCGGACGAGAUGGCCGCGGCCCUGGAGGCAGAGCUCAGCGACCUCAUGUGACGCGGCGGCCUCGCCGGCCCCUGCUCUCGCUCCCGAGGACGGGUGUGUUUUGUGGAGCCCACACCGAGACGCGCUAUUUUGCAGAAAUAGGUGUUUUUAAGCAACCUCGCCCAGGGAGCCGCUCCGGUGACGGUGUUCGGAGGCUGUGCCACCCACGCCAGCGGGCCGCGCGGGGCCGUCCUCAGGGACCACGGCCAGCGGCGGAGGCUGUGGAGGGCCUGUGUGGGCACCCCUGAGGCAGCAGCACAUCCCGCCUCAUGGCCACCGCCCGCCGAGCCCGGCUCCCGCGCGGCCUGGACGCCGCAGGCCAGACGGCCCCACGCUGGAGGCUCCUGAGGGCAGAUGUAAAGUUUUGUAUGUCUAUUUCCUACUUGACUGCCAGAGUUCGCCCAUUUAAUAAAGGCCUUUUUGU
Molecule: messenger RNA, 3148 nt
Organism: Talpa occidentalis (Iberian mole)
Lineage: Eukaryota; Metazoa; Chordata; Mammalia; Eulipotyphla; Talpidae
Gene: CTDP1
Product: CTD phosphatase subunit 1
Cellular component (GO): nucleus
Molecular function (GO): RNA polymerase II CTD heptapeptide repeat phosphatase activity
Source: RefSeq, a predicted model, not a curated record